This is a messenger RNA of Chenopodium quinoa (quinoa), 1031 nucleotides long. Its product is annotated as cysteine-rich receptor-like protein kinase 26. NCBI's taxonomy places the organism in Eukaryota, Viridiplantae, Streptophyta, Magnoliopsida, Caryophyllales, Amaranthaceae. The record is from RefSeq and is a predicted model, not a curated record. The coding region runs from base 27 to 929 and encodes 300 amino acids. The transcript is spliced from 2 exons.
GUUCUAACUUCUAUUACGGCUUCCCAAUGGCCUGGCAAAUAAUUUCUUCUCUUCAUCUUUUCUUCUACACAUCUCUUUCUCUGAUAAGUUUGACAACAAGUCAAAAUAAUCCGAUAUUUUUAGGCUGGAAAUGUGAAGACUCAAAUGGGAACUAUACUAAAAAUAGUCUUUUCCAUUCAAACCUCUUAAAUGCCUUCUCUAAUCUUACCUCCCUCUCCUCUUCCAAUAUCUUCUCCAACUACUCUGGAGGCAUACGCGAGGAUGCUGCAAACGAAGUCUUUGCCUUAUAUGACUGUCGAAACGACCUUCCACUUCGAACAUGCCAUGAUUGCGUUGAGGAAGCCGCAAAGAAUCUCUUGGAGAUUUGCACCUCCAAAGAGGCCAUAACCUACUAUGAGCAAUGCAUGUUACGGUAUGCAAACCGUCCAAUCUACAACAUCAUGGAGUUGAAGCCCCAACUUUAUUUCUGUGAGAUCAGUAUACCUGAUGGAGGCGAGUUAAAUCGAACUGUUGAACCGAUCUUAAAAGGGCUAAUAGAUGAAGCUACAAUGGAGAACUCAUCGCGCUACUUUGGACUAGGAGACGAGAGUUAUUUUGAGUAUCAAAGAGUAUAUUCUAUGGUGCAAUGUACUCCUGAUAUAAGUAGGGAGCAAUGCAAGGAGUGUUUGAUGAAUUCCUUGAAUUACACCCUUCAAUGUUCAAAUGAUAGUAUGAUGUCAAGUUAUCAUGGCGUGCCAAGUUGCUUUAUGAGAUACGAUUUCGUAUCUUUCUACAAUAUAUCGUCACCAAGCCCUUCACCAGUUCCUCCCAUGGCUACCAUGUCAACACACUCAAGGACUACUAGUAAUGGAGGUCAACGUUUGUAUUCUAUUAGAAACUUAAUUUUUAUUUUCUCCUUUUCUUUGGUAAUCAUGCAUGUAAUGUUAUAACAUUGUUUCUCAAGUGAAAUAUACCUAGAGCAAAUAUGUACGAUUACUUGUAUAUUUAUGGUCAAACUAAUGCAUUGUACUGUAUAUUAGAUUUUAUUAUAU